AUGUUUGUACAAUCGAAUUCCAAAAGCGCGGACUACCUCAUGCUCAUAUUCUUCUAUUCUUGAACCCUUCAAGCAAAGCUGAAAGUGCUCUUGAUAUUGAUAAAUUGAUUUCAGCGGAGAUACCUGACAAGGAAACGAAUCCUACGCUAAGAAAUGAUGGGAGAGUUGUGAACAAAAAUGGUGUUGAACUUGAUAAUCGUUAUGUUGUGCCCUAUAAUGCACACCUUCUUUUAAAGUACCAGGCUCAUAUCAACGUUGAAUAUACUUGCCAGAGAAGUGCCAUUAAAUAUCUUUUUAAAUACAUCCACAAAGGGAAUGACAGAGUGGCAACUGCCAUAAAUCAUUCGGACGAUGAAAUAAAAAUGUUUUAUGACUGCAGGUAUAUCUCCGCAUGUGAAGCAGCUUGGAGAAUAUUUGGAUUUGACAUUCAUUCAAGAUAUCCCCCUGUUCAGAUAUUGUCAUUUCACUUGCCUAAUGAAAAGAACAUUAUUUUCAGUGAUAAUGAUUCGUUGUAUGAUGUAAAGACAAGGGCGGAGUCUAGACUGUCAAUUUUUGAGUUUUGGAUGGAUGCAAAUAAAAAAUAUCCAGAAGGUAGGCAUCUAACUUAUGGAGAGUACCCGACUGAAUUUGUUUUCAAAGAAAAAACACAUGAAUGGAAUCCGAGAAAAAAAGGAUUUUCCAUUGGAAGGAUAAAUCGUUUUUCUGCCAAUAAUGGAGAAGAUUCAUAUCUUCGCACCUUGCUUAAUUUUCAAAGAGGUUGCACCAGUUAUGAAGAUCUUAGAACGAUCAAUGGCGUGGUUUUUCCUACAUUUAAGGAUGCGUGCUAUUCUUUAGGACUUCUGGAUGAUGACAAUGAGUACAUUGAUGCAAUUAAGGAGGCAAGUUCAUGGGGAUCUGCUGCUUAUCUUAGAUGCAUGUUUGCUCUGUUGUUAUUUGCCAACUCAAUGAACAGACCUGAAAAAGUUUGGGAAGAGUGUUUGAAAUUUUUAUCCGACGACGUUGUUUAUCGGCAUAGGAAAAUAAUAGGACGUCAAGAUGCAAUUCUUACAGAAGAGUCUAUAAAAAACAUAACUCUUGAAGAAAUUGAUAAGGUACUGCAGAGCAAUGGGAAAUGCCUCUCUGAUUAUCCGUCAAUGCCACACAUCAAUAGUGAAACUUUGCUUGAUAUGAAAAAUCGAUUAGUGUUGGAUGAAUUAAUGCAUGAUAGAUUUGCUUUGGAAGAGGAGCAUAAAAGACUAAUUAAUUCCCUCACUGAUGAGCAGAAAGCUGUUUAUGAUAAAAUUGUUUCAGCAGUUACGUCAGGUAAUAGAGGGUUAUUUUUCCUAUACGGGUUCGGUGGUAUAGGAAAAGCAUUUAUUUGGAAUACUCUUUCAGCAUCUAUUAGAUCAAAAGCUGGAAUCGUACUUAAUGUUGCUUCUAGCGGAAUUGCUUCCCUUCUGCUUCCUGGAGGACGAACAGCGCAUUCUAGAUUUCGUAUUCCUAUUCAAAUCAUGAAGAUUCAACGUUUAAUCAUUUGGGAUGAAGCUCCAAUGGUACAUAGAUUUUGCUUUGAGGCUCUGGAUAGGACACUGAGAGAUGUUCUUAGAAUUUCUGAUACAAGCUGUGUUGAUAUGCCAUUUGGUGGAAAAGUUGUUGUUCUAGGAGGUGACUUUCGGAAAAUAUUACCUGUCAUUCCUCAUGGUAGCAGACAAGAUAUAGUUCAUGCAACCAUCAAUUCUUCUCAUCUAUGGUCCCAUUGUCAUUUAUUAACUUUGACCAAGAACAUGCGUGGGACUUCCUCUGUUGAGGAUGAUGAAAUCACCCCUGAGAUCUUAAAUACGUUAUCAUGCUCAGGGAUUCCUGAUAAUAAAUUAAUCUUGAAAGUUAAAGUUCCAGUAAUGCUAUUAAGAAAUAUUGAUCAGUCGAGAGGUUUAUGCAAUGGCACGAGAUUGCUUAUUACAAAAUUAGGGAAUCAUGUUGUUGAGGUAAUUGUACUUACAGGAAGCAAUAUAGGGGAAACUGUGUUAAUCCCUAGAAUGACGAUGAGCCCAUCGAGUCAUACAUUUCCUGUAAAUUUCCAAAGAAGACAAUUCCCUCUGAUUGUAUCGUUUGCCAUGACUAUCAACAAGAGUCAAGGACAAUCACUUUCACAUGUUGCAAUUUAUCUCCCUAAGCAUGUCUUCACUCAUGGCUUUCAGCCAAUAUUAUUUGAUAUAAGUUUCAUUAUGUAUUCCAAAUAUGAUUUGAUAAAAGAUCUUAGUCCUACUGAGGAAGAGUGGAGGAUUAUGACCAGAGUGGUUAGUACUUGGAAGGUUCCUAAUUUUCAGCAAAAAGAUUUUGACGAGAUGGUUCUAUUAGAUGAAAAGGUUGAGAUUGAGGUUUUUGGUCGUCCAUGGCGUUAA
Gastrolobium bilobum is the source of this 2381-nucleotide messenger RNA. RefSeq lists its product as uncharacterized. Gene Ontology annotation, biological process: telomere maintenance; DNA repair. The annotation marks the transcript as partial. Gene Ontology annotation, molecular function: DNA helicase activity. The transcript is spliced from 7 exons. Lineage: Eukaryota; Viridiplantae; Streptophyta; Magnoliopsida; Fabales; Fabaceae. The record is from RefSeq and is a predicted model, not a curated record.